AUGACGGCAAAAUUGGAAAAAAGACCCAUGUUGGGCCAAAGACAUUUGCAGAUGUUUUUACUGUUUUUGGCCAUAACGGUAAACUAUAAUGGUAAACUGAAUGCUGGAGUAGCGGUGGUUGCCAUGACUAAUGCCGAAUCCACAAAUCCCAACUUUACGGAAUACAAUUGGACCGAAAUGCAAAAAUCGUACAUACUUUCCAGUUUCUUUUGGGGUUAUGUUGUUACACAAUUUCCUGGUGGUUAUUUUUGCCGCCGUUUUGGUGCUAAAAUGAUAAUGUUUAUUUCAACAUUUGGAUCAUCGGUGCUAGCAUUACUUAUACCUUUUACCGUUGGCUGGGGUGGUUGGCAGGUUUAUUGUGGCAUACGUGUUGGGCAGGGUCUAUUUCAGGGUUUACUCUUACCCUGUCUUCAUGCCUAUUUAGCGGUAUGGUGUCCGGUUAAUGAACGUAAUCGUUUGGGUGCUUUAGCCAAUACCGGCAUUGAGUGUGGUACUGUAUUGGCCAUGUUUUUAAGUGGUAUUAUAGCUGCUUCUGCUUUGGGUUGGCCCGGUAUUUCUUAUAUAUCAUUUGCUUUGGGUUUUGUUUGGUGUAUAUUGUGGCUGAUUUUUGCUGCCAAUAGUCCUAACGAAUCUAGAUUUAUAUCUGAAGUGGAAAGAAAUUAUAUAGAAGAUACUAAAAAAGCUUUAAAAGGACAUGAUGUUAGUUUAGCACCUAAAUCCAUACCCGUACCUUGGCGUGCUAUACUAACAUCAAUACCAUUUUGGGCUUUACUAGCUGUUAGAUCGGGACAAUCGUGGGGUUUCUUUACUCUACAAGCUCAAAUUCCCUCCUAUAUGAAUGGCGUUCUAGGCAUGGAUAUGAAAAAUAAUGCUUUAUUUUCAGCUUUACCCUAUUUUGCCAUGUGGUGCAUGUCCUAUAUCUAUUUAAUAUUAUCGGAUAUUUUCCUACAAAACAAUAUAAUGUCACUUAAUACUUUGAGAAAAACUUACAGUUCUUUGGCCAUGUUUGUACCAGCUAUUGGACUUAUACUUUUGGGUUUCAUCGAAGAAGAUCAAAAAACUUGGGCCAUUGUUCUAAUGACCACAAGUGUGGCCGUUAAUUCUGGCAGCACUAUUGGUAGUAUUCUUAAUACUAUAGAUUUAUCACCAAAUCAUGCGGGUAUUUUAAUGGGUAUUUCUAAUACCGUAGCAAAUGUUAUACCCAUAAUCACGCCCCUAGUAGUUGGUCUCAUAGUGCAAGAUGAGACUGAUCGUGCAGAAUGGCAAAUUGUGUUUAUCAUAUCAGCUAUUGCUUUUGGUCUGGGUAAUCUUGUUUAUGUGAUAUUUGGUUCCACUGACCUACAACCUUGGGAUGAUGAGAAUUUCCUGUUAUCGAAGGAGUUUCACAAUGAAGAUAAUAGAAAGAAGUCGUCGGCGGUAGAUUGUAAGAAAUAGUUUCUUAGUAAUAUAUGGUUCUAAUAACCUGCAUCCUUGGGAUGAUGAGAAUUUCCUCUUUUCAAAAGAGGUUCACAAUGAAGAUUGUAGAAAGAUAUCUUCAGUAGAUUGUAGGAUAUAAUUUAAGUUGUUAUUUUAAUCUUUUUUCAUUUUUAGUUAUUUAAGUUUAAUUUCGACAUGUGAUAUAAAAAAAAAUAGACUGAAAAGCUAUUUAUAUAAAUUAAUAAAAUCGUAUAACUAAUUAGAAAUAUUAAACUCUAAUUAUGGUUAAGA
This is a messenger RNA of Lucilia cuprina (Australian sheep blowfly), 1707 nucleotides long. Its product is annotated as putative inorganic phosphate cotransporter. Gene Ontology annotation, biological process: monoatomic anion transport; transmembrane transport. The record is from RefSeq and is a predicted model, not a curated record. Bases 1 to 1434 code for a protein of 477 amino acids. Gene Ontology annotation, cellular component: plasma membrane. Lineage: Eukaryota; Metazoa; Arthropoda; Insecta; Diptera; Calliphoridae. Gene Ontology annotation, molecular function: transmembrane transporter activity. The transcript has 4 exons.